This is a messenger RNA of Linum trigynum, 938 nucleotides long. NCBI's taxonomy places the organism in Eukaryota, Viridiplantae, Streptophyta, Magnoliopsida, Malpighiales, Linaceae. The record is from the annotation of a GenBank genome assembly.
UUUUCAUCGUCAAUAAUAAUGUGAUUUUAUAUUGGUUAAUCUGGCUAACCAAUUAACCAAACCGAUUAAACUUUACUUUGGUUAAUUUGGUUGUUGUAUUAGUUUGGACGGUUUGAUUAUGAUAUUGUAUUUCAUGAUUAAUAGAAUUUAGCCUUAUUUAAUUUGGUUAUAACCAUGGUAACCAUUUUUGAACACCCCUACACAUCCUCCGAAAAAGGUAACAGAAAAAACCGCUCCUAUUGUCCAAAAAAUCUAAAUCAAUUGAAAAAACUAAAAACUAAUCCAAUCGCCGUGUGCCCAUAAUCGCGAUUAACAACCAUGAUCUCCUUUGUUUAAAACCAAAAUCAACAAUUAAGAUCGGAAGAAGAGAGCUUUUGCUGCAAUCCCGCCGCCCGGGGUACCAGAUGGGUUGCGGGAAAUCGAAACACGCCGUCGCCACGGCCAGCGCUCCCACCGCCGUGGCCCGGAAGAAAUCGUCCAUCAAGAAGAGCAGUGGUGCAGGAGACAGCCGAGAAGAGGAAAUGCCAAUGCCGCCGCCGAAAGAAAACUCAUCAAACGAUAGUAACGUCAAUGCGGUGGCGGUGGAGGCGAAGGAAGAAGCAGAGCCGGGGAAGUUGAUAUCUCGAGAAUCACCCCAGUUCUUCUCGUCGCACAAGGACGUGGAGCGCAUCGCCGCCAUCGUUAGCGAAUCGAAAUCGGAUGGCGGCGACUCGGAGUACGGAUCACCGCGCACCGAGUCGGCCGGGAGGGAGGAUUCGAUGAACAAAUGCAGCGUUCGGGCUGAAGAUGGGGGAGAGAUAGCAGGGGAAGGUGCGUCCGCCGCCGUUGUCGUCGUUGAGUCUGAACCUCCGGACACGAAGCAGCAGCUGCAGAAUUGUGAUGAUCGGUAAGUGGGGUUGGAAAGUUCGUCGGCGGCGGAAGAAAGCAUUGGCAAGGCA